AUGAAUGCUUAUGGUGACAAGCAAUCAGACUUAGGGAUCAUUGACAAGGUAUUAAGAACCUUGACACCAAGAUUCGAUCAUAUAGUGGUGGCAGUUGAGCAAGGCCAGAAUCUUGAAGAAAUGAAGAUUGAAGAACUGCAAGGAAUACUUGAAGCUCAAGAGAUGAGGCUCAAUGAAAGAAAUUCACAAAGAUCAGUUGAGCAAGCUAUGCAAGCCCAAACAACCAAAGGGAACAACUAUGAAUGCAGAAGUAAAAGUGUUCCAAGAAAUGCAAAUGAGGCUCAAUUGGCACAGGAUGAGGAUUCUGACUCUGAUAAAGUGUUACUAAUGACAACAACAAACUCAGAAGAAGACAAUGUUAAUUUGUGGUAUCUUGACACAGGUUGUUCCAAUCACAUGACUGGACAUAGAGAGUGGUUUGUAAACAUUGAUGAUAAGGUGAAGAGCAAGAUCAAGUUUGCAGAUAACAACUCUGUAACUGCAGAAGGCAUUGGAAAGGUGAUGAUUCAGAGGAAGGAUGGACAACACUCAUUUAUCAAUGAUGUGUUGUAUGUUCCCAAUAUGAAGAAUAAUAUGCUGAGUUUGUGA
Messenger RNA from Glycine soja, 588 nucleotides. RefSeq lists its product as uncharacterized. The coding region runs from base 1 to 588 and encodes 195 amino acids. The transcript has 2 exons. The record is from RefSeq and is a predicted model, not a curated record. Lineage: Eukaryota; Viridiplantae; Streptophyta; Magnoliopsida; Fabales; Fabaceae.